CGUCACGGCGUCCGCCGUCCGGAAGUGCGCGGGGUGGCGAAGACGACGACGGCGGCGGUGGGGCCGAUGUGUGGUUGGUGACCUUGCCCCCAGAUGCUGAGGUGCCUGAAUCCCUGGCGCAGGCCGUUACUGGGCUGUAGUUGGAGUAGGCUGUGCCUUUUCAAGCAGUAUCUAUUUACAAUGAAGUUGCAGUCUCCAGAAUUCCAGUCAUUGUUCACAGCAGGAUUGAAGAGUCUGACAGAAUUAUUUGUCAAAGAAAAUCAUGAAUUAAGAAUAGCAGGAGGAGCAGUGAGGGAUUUAUUAAAUGGAGUAAAGCCUCAAGAUGUGGAUUUUGCUACCACUGCUACCCCUGCUCAAAUGAAGGACAUGUUUCAGGCUGCGGGUAUUCGUAUGAUAAACAAUAAAGGAGAAAAGCAUGGAACAAUUACUGCCAGGCUUCAUGAAGAAAAUUUUGAAAUUACUACACUGCGGAUUGAUGUUGUCACUGAUGGAAGACAUGCAGAGGUAGAAUUCACAACUGAUUGGCAGAAAGAUGCUGAACGCAGAGAUCUCACUAUAAAUUCUAUGUUUUUAGGUUUUGAUGGUACCUUAUUUGACUACUUCAAUGGUUAUGAAGAUUUAAAAGAUAAGAAAGUUAGGUUUGUUGGACAUGCUAAACAGAGGAUACAAGAAGAUUAUCUUCGAAUUUUACGAUAUUUCCGGUUUUAUGGGAGAAUUGUGGACAAACCUGGUGACCACGAUCCUGAGACUUUGGAAGCAAUUGCAGAAAAUGCGAAAGGCUUGGCUGGAAUAUCAGGAGAGAGGAUUUGGGUGGAACUGAAAAAAAUUCUUGUUGGUAACCAUGUAAAUCAUUUGAUUCACCUCCUCUAUGAUCUUGAUGUGGCUCCUUACAUAGGCUUACCUACUAAUGCAAGUUUGGAAGAAUUUAACAAAGUUAGUAAAAAUGCUGACGGUUUUUCACCAAAGCCAAUGACUCUCUUGGCCUCAUUAUUCAAAGUACAGGAUGAUGUCACAAAAUUGGAUUUGAGGUUGAAGAUUUCAAAAGAAGAGAAGAACCUUGGUAUAUUCAUCGUUAAAAACAGGAAAGAUUUAGUUAAAGCAACGGAUAGUUCAGAGCCACUGAAACCCUAUCAAGACUUCAUUAUAGAUUCUAGGGAAUCUGACGCAAUGAACCGCGUGUGUGAACUCCUGAAGUACCAGGGAGAGCAUGGUCUUCUGCAGCAGAUGCAGCAGUGGUGCAUUCCACCAUUUCCUGUGAGUGGCCAUGACAUCAGAAAAGUGGGCAUUUCUUCAGGAAAAGAAAUUGGGGCUCUGUUGCAGCAGUUGCGAGAACAGUGGAAAAAAAGUGGCUACCAAAUGGAGAAAGACGAACUCCUAAGUUACAUAAAGAAGAGCGAAAACUGAUGAGAGCUGGCACUAAAUAGCAGAAAAUUUGGGGUAAGGCUAGGUUUUCUUCUCUCCCUCUCAGUGACAUUUAAGAGACUUGACUAUAUAGCAGAAUGAAAGCCAGCUUGGAGGACCUUCUCAGAUCAACAGAGGUCUUUGUGAGUUUCUGGCAGUAAACUCAAGUCUACCUCCUCUUAAAUCUCAUUUAUAUCCAUGAACCUUGUGCUGCUUCUGGAAUAGUUCCUGCUGUGAAUAGUACGGUUGGCUUCCCCUGUCUAGGCUUUAUAUUUUUUUUUCCCCCCAGCAUAGUGCAUUACUGAUCUUAAAAAGUGGUAACUAUCCUUAAGAAAAAAGUGUUUGCUAUUGAAAUAACUACAUUAUUUUAUCAAUGUCUUAAGUGUUCUUACUUGAAUUUAACACACUUAAAUGAAUUUAAUUUCAACACAAACAUGUUGAAAUUAGUUGAAAGAAUAUCCUGUAUAAAAUUAUGAAGACCAGGUAUGUCCUGGGUGGCUGGCAUUCAUACACCUGAAACAUGUUCUAGCAAGCUCUAAAUUUUAGUAUGUAGUUGAUACUUUCCUUUGUCAUAAUGAUUUCUUUAUGCAUGCUAAGCCUGAGAAAGACUGGCUUGACAGUUACUCUUGAGCCUUCAAUAAACAUUCUAAUAAACAUUCCCUUUGGAAUUGGAAGAUAAA
Messenger RNA from Callorhinus ursinus (northern fur seal), 2081 nucleotides. It is a transcript of the gene TRNT1, whose product is annotated as tRNA nucleotidyl transferase 1. Gene Ontology annotation, cellular component: mitochondrion. Gene Ontology annotation, molecular function: tRNA binding; nucleotidyltransferase activity. Gene Ontology annotation, biological process: tRNA 3'-terminal CCA addition; mitochondrial tRNA 3'-end processing. The record is from RefSeq and is a predicted model, not a curated record. Lineage: Eukaryota; Metazoa; Chordata; Mammalia; Carnivora; Otariidae.